Molecule: messenger RNA, 2781 nt
Organism: Suricata suricatta (meerkat)
Lineage: Eukaryota; Metazoa; Chordata; Mammalia; Carnivora; Herpestidae
Gene: TOLLIP
Product: toll interacting protein
Exons: 5
Coding region: 135-752 (205 amino acids)
Biological process (GO): ubiquitin-dependent protein catabolic process
Cellular component (GO): cytoplasm
Molecular function (GO): ubiquitin conjugating enzyme binding; ubiquitin binding
Source: RefSeq, a predicted model, not a curated record
CGCCCACGGCCACACAGCAGCAGCUGCAGCUGGACGCGCAGGCGGCCCAGCAGCUCCAGUACGGAGGGGCGCUGGGCGCGGUAGGCCGCCUCAGCAUCACCGUGGUGCAGGCCAAGUUGGCGAAGAAUUACGGCAUGACCCGCAUGGACCCGUACUGCCGCCUGCGCCUGGGCUACGCGGUGUACGAGACGCCCACUGCCCACAACGGCGCCAAGAACCCCCGCUGGAAUAAGGUCAUCCAGUGCGCCGUGCCGCCCGGGGUGGACUCCUUCUACCUGGAGGUCUUCGACGAGCGAGCCUUCUCCAUGGACGACCGCAUCGCCUGGACGCACGUCACCAUCCCCGAGUCCCUGAAGCAGGGCAAGGUGGAGGACGAGUGGUACAGCCUGAGCGGCCGGCAGGGUGACGACAAGGAGGGCAUGAUCAACCUGGUCAUGUCCUACACGUCGCUGCCGACCGCCGUGAUGAUGCCGCCUCAGCCCGUGGUCCUGAUGCCCACCGUGUACCAGCAAGGCGUCGGCUACGUGCCCAUCACAGGUGUGCCCACUGUGUGCAGCCCUGGCGUGGUGCCCGUGGCCCUGCCCCCGGCAGCUGUGACUGCGCAGCCCCGCUGCAGCGAGGAGGACCUGAAGGCCAUCCAGGACAUGUUCCCCAACAUGGACCGGGAGGUGAUCCGCUCCGUGCUGGAAGCCCAGAGAGGGGACAGGGACGCAGCCAUCAACUCCCUGCUCCAGAUGGGCGAGGAGUCCUAGGGCCCCGGCCCCUCUCGACCUGCCGGCCCCGCCCCCCACCCGUUCCCGUGAAGGAGCCCAGUGUCGCCUUCCCUCAUCCACCGCAGCCCCAGUCCCCACCCUCUUUCGGGAUGCAUGUGGGUCGUUGGUCCCCGGCCGCUGAGCGUCACCACCGCUUGGGUGCGGGCGUGGCCGGCUCUGCUCCCGGCUUUGUCGGGGGGAGAACAGGCACGUGGGCCGUGUCCCGUGUCCACACCCUCGCACCCCCCUGCCGCUUAGGGACAUGUGUCUUCAAGUGCCGUGUGCUUCUGCUCCCCACGCUGUCCUGAGUGCACUCGUGGAGCAGCCUGCGUCCCCCAGGCGUUAGGAAGCGCUGAGCCUCGGGGCACGCGGGUGCCCUGCUCGGUCGGGUGGACCUCAGGUCUCGGGCGCUUAGAACGUUAGUGGCCAGUGAGGACUGCUUUCACAGCCUGGCUCCAGGUCACGGCCGUCCCUGAUGCCCCCUGUCUGUGGUCGGGGCCGCUCACCAGUGUCCCGGGCAGGCCGACCUCCGUGCUGCCAGCCAGCGGCGGGCUCAGCGUGAUGCCCGUCCACCCGCCUGCCCCCACCCGCGGGCUCUGGAGCAGGGCUGCCCCCGGGACCCCACUAUGCCUUUCCCUGCCAUGUUUCAUGCCAACAUUGUGGGGUGUUUCUCCGCGGGCCCCCCCUCCUUUCCCUGACCAGCUCUUGGAACAGAACGUAAAACUGAGGGUGGAAAGUAGUAGGUGUGGUACUUUGUAUUCGUUUAUUAAAGGGCGUUAGGAACCGCUGGCUUACCACUGACGUUAAUUUCAGUAAGUGUCGCACUUGCGAGUUCGGUUUGGGUGAAAACAGCAAACCAGUGAGUGUGUGAGUCCUCCGGAGAGGCAGGGGCAUGCGCUGCGCUGUGGCCGCGUGGCGCCCGAGGCUUGAGCUGUGGCCCCAGGAUGGGACACGGUGGGGGACACUGUGUGAAAGCCUGCAGGCGGGCACUGCCAUGGCGCGGGCGCGCACACUUGCCUGCAGAUAGGGGGUCUUGUUGCCAUGGGCACCACCGGCCCUGGCGGGAGGCCCCUCGAAGGGUCAGCGCCAGGACAGGAUCUGUCCAGCCUUCCCUGCUCGCAGGGUCUCCUGUUGGCUGGAGGCCGCCAGGCGGUGGGGGGCGGGGGGGGGGGUGGCUCCGCCUAGGUGGGUCCUGGCCCCUCGCUGGGCCUAGGAGCCCCGCCUUCUCGAGGAGCCCGCGUUCCCACGUCAAGCCGUUGGGGCCCGUGUCCAUGCGCAGACUCCUCCCUGAACGGGCGAAGUGGUGGGCAGGCCUGCGGCGCUCGUCCUGGGGGACAUUCACGUCCCGGGACCCCAGUGCCACCCUGGCGCUGUGGGGACGCUUGUGCGCGUCAGGGACGUGCUUCCCACAGGGACGGGCACCAGGCUCGCUCACGGGGCCUCGGCCAGCAGGAGAGGGUCCCCGGACCUGUCGCUUCUGCUCCCCUUUCUUGCGAAGACCGUGUUUGUGGCGUCCUGGAGAGCCCGCCCCCGGCCAAGCCGUCGCUGCCUGUGGGGGCCAUCCAUUCCUCCUCCGCACCCCCCACCCGCCUGCUUGUGGGCCCAGGCCUGUGGCGGCCUGCCCCUCCCGCGGGACGUCACCGUGCCGCCGAAGCGGCUGGAGGACCCGCUUCUCACGUGGCCGCCGCGUGGCCACCACAGCCUCCCGCGAGCCAGGGCGCUGCUGUCCGGGGCCCCGGGGCCCCUGUGCGCUGGCCGGUGGCGUCUCCUCCGGCUGCAGCCCCCGACGCGGUCAGGGCAGGGAGGCUGGAGCGUCUGCGCCGUGGCUUCUUCCCGCGCCUCCUUCCGCGAGCGGCCCCCGGGCGGCAGCUCUGCGCUGGGGACGCCCCUCAACUGAUGCUGGUUCUUGUGUUGGGGUCCAGAGACAGAUCUAUCUUUGAUUGUGAAAUAUAUUUUUGCUUAUCAGCCUUCUAAUUUAAUAAAUGGUAUCUAUGAAAAUAGAGAAUUAAACUCCUUCAGUGAAACUUUA